AUGGCGCUGAUUAGGCCCCAUCAGUUGACACCCCUGAGUAUCAGUAUCAGAUAUCGUAGUGGUAUUGGCUCAAAUACUCCCCCUUUCAAGUCGAGAAUCGAAGAAGACGAUCUAAAGGAUCUUGAGGCGUUGUUGAAUAAAAAAUCCAUCAAGGAGUUGCAGAAGUCUAAGACGGGAGAGGAACUUUUGGACCUCAUCCACUGUCCCACUGCCAAGGAAACUACCGUCACUGCCAAGGUUGAUCAACUGAGAGGAGGAAAUGCUUCUCUGUACAAGCAGCUUUCUGAUGCUAAUCAGCAAUUCCACGAAGCUGCUACUGAUUAUCGGGUGCUGAAAUCAGAUGUGGAAGCUCUGACAGUGAAGAAAUACAGGAAAAAGGUGACACAAUGA
This is a messenger RNA of Macadamia integrifolia, 390 nucleotides long. Its product is annotated as probable N6-adenosine-methyltransferase MT-A70-like. The transcript has 3 exons. NCBI's taxonomy places the organism in Eukaryota, Viridiplantae, Streptophyta, Magnoliopsida, Proteales, Proteaceae. The coding region runs from base 1 to 390 and encodes 129 amino acids. The record is from RefSeq and is a predicted model, not a curated record.